Molecule: messenger RNA, 444 nt
Organism: Vollenhovia emeryi
Lineage: Eukaryota; Metazoa; Arthropoda; Insecta; Hymenoptera; Formicidae
Exons: 1
Coding region: 1-444 (147 amino acids)
Source: RefSeq, a predicted model, not a curated record
AUGCAGCCGGCGAUCGUUACGCGCGAAAACGCCCGUAUCGCGCGUGAAAAUAUAAGCCGACGAUGGCGGCGGAAUGACGAGAAGAAGAAGAAGAAGAAGAAGAAACAAAUGGUUAAAUAUCGCGUCGGCGAACUCGUUCGGAUCAGUAGAGCAAAAGCCGCUUUCGAGAAAGGCUACGAGUCCCGUUGGAGCGAAGAGAUAUUCCGAAUUCAUCGCAUUCUCGAGUGGCGAAAACCGCCUGUGUACGAGUUGAGCGAUUUAACGGGCGAGACUAUAGAUGGUAUUUUUUACGAGCAAGAACUAGGCAGAGUCGAGAAAAACCUGAACGAGGAAGAGUUCAUCGUCGAUCGCGUGAUAGAGAGCAGGGGACGCGGCGCUAAUAAACAGCUGCUUGUUAGUUGGCGUGGCUAUCCCAGCAAGUUCGAUUCCCCGCCUCAAAUUUAA